AGUAAACCCAGCUUUUAUAGAAAGCCAACAUAGACAACAUAGCUAGCGUAUGUAUUCUGUAAUCAUGUUCAUAUCCUCCCACACAUCGUACGUCCUUCCCAGGAUUAGCAAUUUGCUCGGCACAUCCAGUUAGGCCGAUGCCGAUGCCGACACCAGCGACAAGUUCCUGCUGCUGCUUCUUCAGGAAGCCGAGGGAGAAGAAGAGGACAGUGUUGUGAGCGCUUCCCGCUUGCCGUUUUGGCUGUUGCUGUGUGCGUUGAAUUCAGGCCGUAGCUAUCACAUAUAUCAGGCUAUCACAUCCACGGUGACAGCACCAUGCAUCGGUUAUUCAUCAGGCAGUAGUAGUGGCCUGAGUUGGAGCAGAUCGAGCAGAGUGAUGAUGAGGACUUCUCUCUUCACUAGCCCACGGCACCACAAGGCACAAGCUAGCUGCCUAUAUAAACCAGCUCGCUCCGCUCUUACCACAACCGAUCCAGCUUUGCUAAAUUGCUUUGUUGUGCUUGUUGAGCUGAGCUGAGCUGAUCAGGUGCACUACUAGCUAGUUCUGCUGCAGGAAGCUAGGAAUGGCUCUGCUGGAGGUCGCAGGAGGGUUGUGGGUGCGGUACGCGCCGCACGUGCUGAUGGUGCUGGCGCAGCUGUGCUACACGCUCAUGUACUUCAUCACCGAGGCCGGCUUCAACCAGGGGCUCAACCCCUACGUCUACAUCACCUACCGUCAUCUGCUCGUCGCCGUCCUCAUCUGGCCCUUCGCCUACUACCAGGAGAAAGGGUUGAGGCCUAAAAUGACGCUCAUGCUGUUCAUGGAGAUAUUUGUGCUCUCGCUUCUCGGGGUGAGCUUAACUCUGAACAUGUACUUCGCGAGCUUGAAGUACACUUCCCCGACGUUCGUCACCUCCGUGGUGAACACCAUUGCCUCAAUGACGUUCGUCAUCGCCAUCAUCCUCAGGAUGGAGAUCGUGGACGUGAAGAGCCUACGCGGGCUCGCCAAGAUCGCAGGGACGGUGGUGUCUUUCGCGGGGGUGACCACCAUGACUCUGUACAAAGGAGCAGCCAUCACCAGCCUCUGGAAGUCGCCUGUUCAUAUCCCCGGCAGCGGCAGCGGUGGCGUUGGCCAUGAUAGCUGGGUGAAAGGGUCAGUCCUCGCAGUGGCCAGCUGCAUAUGCUGGUCCAUCUGGUACAUCAUGCAGGCGUCAUCUCUGAAGAGGUACCCGGCGCAGCUCUCGCUGACGGCAUGGAUGUGCACGGUCGGGGGCAUCCAGUCCACUAUUUUCACGGCGUUGAUGCAGCACAAGCCGGAAGACUGGCGCAUCGGGUUCGGGCUCAAGUUCUGGUGCAUCGUCUACUCGGGGAUCGCCUGCAACGGCUUCACGGUGUUCGUGCAGCUGUGGUGCACCGAGAAGAAAGGCCCCGUCUUCGUCACCAUGUUCAACCCCCUCUCCACCAUCAUGGUCGCCAUCCUGGCCUACUUCAUCUUCGGCGAAAACCUAUACGUCGGCAGCAUCAUCGGAGGCGGGGUUGUGAUUGUGGGCCUGUACAUGCUGCUGUGGGGAAAGGAGAAAGACGACCAAGAAGAGCACGGCAGCACGGGCAAAGAGCGGGAACAGCUCGAGAUGGACUGCGAGAAGCAGGCGAAGAAGGUGAGCGAUGUGUACGAAGCGCCCAAUCCCAUCAAGAGAACGAAGUGAAGAAGCACCCCGGACACCGCGCGCGCGCAUCAGACGGCCGGUGACUGCCGGGCAUGAGCAGCAAUAUAUAAGUGAUGAUGUACAGAGUCACCGAUCCGAUCUCGCGUCAUCAGCUAUGUAAAUGUAUGUAAUGUAUAUGUAUGUAUGCAACUCGGCAACAGACAGACGUCUGGCUCGUGGAUCCCAUGCCCAUGGGUGAUGGGUGGGUGUACUACCAAAUUCAGUAGUCUGUGACUGUGUGACCGUGACCCUGGCCUGAAGCUGAGUAUAUAGCAGUCGUAUUGUGAUGCUGCUGUGUCUUUUUUUGGCA
This is a messenger RNA of Sorghum bicolor (sorghum), 1995 nucleotides long. RefSeq names its product WAT1-related protein At5g07050. Gene Ontology annotation, molecular function: transmembrane transporter activity. Lineage: Eukaryota; Viridiplantae; Streptophyta; Magnoliopsida; Poales; Poaceae. Bases 564 to 1685 code for a protein of 373 amino acids. The transcript has 6 exons. The record is from RefSeq and is a predicted model, not a curated record. Gene Ontology annotation, cellular component: plasma membrane.